This is a messenger RNA of Clunio marinus, 246 nucleotides long. The record is from the annotation of a GenBank genome assembly. NCBI's taxonomy places the organism in Eukaryota, Metazoa, Arthropoda, Insecta, Diptera, Chironomidae.
AUGAUGAUUAGUCAAUCAAAGUUUUUAUAUCAAAAAGUUGUACUGAUGAAGAUUGGAGCAUAUCGUAUUGAGCUUCAUCAAGGCAAAUGCUUACAUAAAUAUACAACAAACGACUUUUCAAUAGAUAUUCGGAUAGCAAAAAUCGAUCUAUUGAUUGUUAGGAUAGGAAAACAGAAACACUUUAGGGACUUCAUAAUCACCGGAUUGGAGUUGCUUUUCUUAUAUCUCACCACAGGCUAUAGCUAA